Messenger RNA from Linnemannia hyalina, 969 nucleotides. Lineage: Eukaryota; Fungi; Mortierellomycota; Mortierellomycetes; Mortierellales; Mortierellaceae. The record is from the annotation of a GenBank genome assembly.
AUGGGUGAUCGUGGUGGUAGCCGUGGCGGUCGUGGCGGUUUCGGCGGUGAUCGUGGUGGCCGUGGUGGCGGACGUGGCGGUUUCGGUGGUGACCGUGGUGGUCGCGGUGGCGGACGUGGCGGUUUCGGUGGUGACCGUGGUGGCCGUGGUGGCGGACGUGGCGGUUUCGGUGACCGUGGUGGUCGUGGUGGUGUCGCUAAGCGCGGCGCUCCCGGCGGCCGUGGUGGUCGCGGUGGUGCCCGUGGUGGUGCCCGUGGUGGUGCCAAGGUCACUGUCGAGCCCCACAGACACGAGGGUAUCUUUGUUGCCCACGGAAAGGAGGAUUACCUUUUGACCAAGAACUUGGUUCCCGGCGAGUCUGUCUACGGUGAGAAGCGCAUCUCGAUCGAGGGCGCUGAUGGUGCUAAAAUCGAGUACCGUGUCUGGAACCCUUUCCGUUCAAAGGUCGCUGCCGGUGUCCUCGGAGGUGUUGACAACAUCCACAUUGCCCCCGGCAAGAAGGUCCUCUACCUCGGUGCUGCCUCCGGUACCACCGUUUCCCACGUUGCUGAUAUUGUCGGACCCGAGGGUCUCGUCUACGCCGUCGAGUUCUCCCACCGCUCUGGACGUGAUCUCAUCAACAUGGCCAAGAAGCGCACCAACGUCAUCCCUAUCAUUGAGGAUGCCCGUCACCCCCACAAGUACCGCAUGUUGGUCGGUAUGGUCGAUGUCAUCUUUGCUGAUGUUGCCCAGCCCGAUCAGUCUCGUAUUGUUGGAAUCAACGCCCACCACUUCUUGAAGAACAACGGACAUAUUGUCAUCUCGAUCAAGGCCAACUGUAUCGACUCGACUGUUGAUGCCGCCACUGUCUUUGCUGGAGAGAUCCCCAAGCUUCAGGAGCAGCGCAUCAAGCCCCAGGAGCAAUUGACUCUUGAGCCUUUCGAGAGAGACCACGCCUUGGUUGUCGGAAAGUACGUCCGCUCCAAGUAA